Messenger RNA from Penicillium argentinense, 1173 nucleotides. RefSeq lists its product as uncharacterized. The record is from RefSeq and is a predicted model, not a curated record. The transcript is spliced from 3 exons. Bases 1 to 1173 code for a protein of 390 amino acids. Lineage: Eukaryota; Fungi; Ascomycota; Eurotiomycetes; Eurotiales; Aspergillaceae.
AUGGAUGGCGACGACCACCGCAAGCAGCAUGAGCGGUUGAUGGCACGAUCUGGCAAUGCGGCGGCCAGAGGCCGUACAACCGAUCCCUUCGAGUCGGCCAUGCACCCACGUGGGGACCCAACGGGGCUGUCGCAGCCACCGGAGCGGGCUCAGAUGUCCUACGACUACGGGUACACAGGCAGCUCCUUCGCCGGCGGAUCGCUGCAGGGCAACGAGGUGCAGUCCUAUCCGCCUGAGUUCGCGCGGCCGCGCCAGACGCCGUCGACGAGCCAGCAGCGCCGCCGGGCGCCAGAGAUGCCGCCGUUCGUGCCGUACGAGCCGGCCAUGCUGUACGGAUUUGGUCAGCAGGGUCCAGCCCAAGGACCCUUUGAAGUUGUUCCACAGUACCCGACACGGCAGUCUGCAGCGAUUGAGGCCCUGUCGAACCAAUUUCCCGUUCCACAGUAUUUCACCCCCGAGGAACCCUCGGGGACGGGGGUCCCAGGGCUCUCGCCAUAUCUGAAUGCACAGCUGCCAUAUAAUCAACCCGGUCCCAUGGCACGUCCGAGCACCACACAACCCUUCCCCGCCACUAUGACCGAUUUCACGCCAAUUGGCCCUGCGGCGGCUGGCAGAUUGGAUCCGCCGCAGCAGCAGACAGACUCGCCUCAGCAGCCCGUGGCCGAUCCCUCCAACCUAGACGAAGCAUACACCCAGUACCGGCGAGCCCUGCACAGCACCUUCGACCAUGCGCGCGCCGGGCGAUUGGUGGAAGCCAGCCGAUCGCUGCUGGAAAUUUCCGAGUGGCUUGUGACUAACGCACGGGAUCUUGGCAUUCUGCGCGACGACCACCUCCUCUAUCAAGAUCGACUGCAGUUGUGGAAUGAUUUCAAUUUAUGUUGGCUGGCUGUCUGUCAGAAACAGAAAGAUAUCUCCCAAGAUCUGAUUGCGACGGGUCAUCCGCCAGCGCAUAUGAGCCUCAUCAGUCGAGAUCGAUUAGAAGCCAUGGGCAAGGAUUUGAUUCAGCUUUGUGACCAACUCGAGCAGUAUGGACUCGUCGAUUAUCAGUUGGGUAUAUGGGAAGAAGAGAUUCUAUGUGUUCUGGGUCAAUGCCUGGAUGUUAUAGAGAGCCGACCGGAGCUCCGCCGCAUUCCCGCCAUGCCUGAACCCGCCACAGCGGUUCCGCGGCCCUGA